UCCAUUUCCCACGUGGGUUUUACCGCGCAUGCGCGAUUAAAUGACAGAUUCCGUUUCCUGCGAAAAUUGAGAAAGUCACAAAAAUAUUACUCAUAAGUUGCCGAAAAAUGUACAUACAGGAGAUGAUUUUCAUACAGCUACAGUAAAGAUUGUAAGGAGGGGGACUUGUGAAGGUUGAAAGAAUGGAUACCUCAGAAGAUCCACUUCUUCCACAAGUUCAUGGACCUAUACCCAGGGACAGAUUUCACCUGGUUUACUUGAUAUUUUACUUGCUGGGUCUUGGAUCUUUGGCGCCUUGGAAUUUCUUUAUUACGGCUAGUGAGUAUUUCAAGUACAAGUUGCGCAACACUACACAGCCAGAAUCAGAAUAUCUGGACCCACAAUAUGAGACAGAACUACAAGCAAUGUUUGAGAGUUACCUGGUUGUGGCUAACACAAUACCAAACCUCGCAUUUAACUUUAUAACAGCACUUAUUAUACAGCGGAUAUGUUUGAAGACAAGAAUGAUAUUUUCUCUGGUGUUGGUUAUACUGAUGUUUGUGCUUACUGUUAGUCUUGUCAAAAUAGACACAGAUACAUGGCAGUCGGCUUUCUUUUCUGUUACCUUAGUAACAGCAGUUUUAAUAAGCUCUGGUGGUUCUAUACUGGGAGCCUCAUUGUUUGGUCUGGCGAGUUUGUUUCCCUCGCAGUAUGUUCAGGCGACAAUGACAGGGCAAGCUAUGGGUGGAGUAUUUGCAGCAGUUGCUAAUCUAGUCACUCUGGCCAUCGGGUCACAUGUCGUAGACAGCGGCCUCGUGUUCUUCAUGUUUGCGGUGUUUAUGGCUGUGCUAACAUUUAUAGGCUAUGGUUGUCUGUACUGUAUAGGUUAUUCUAAAUACCACAUUUUAGAAAUAGGAAGCACUAUAGCCAUAGAUGUCAAUUCUCAUGAAGAUGAUGUAAAUUACAUAGAUCCAGAUCAUGGUUGUUCUUACUAUAUAAAUAUAUUGAAAAAGGUUUGGAAAGAAGGUCUCAGUGUAUGUUUUGUGUUUUUAGUCACUUUAUCAUGUUUCCCUGCAAUAACUUCAUCCAUAGUCUCUGUAGAGAAAACUCCCACAGAGUGGUCAGAGAAAUAUUUCUCUGCCCUGGUAUGUUUUCUCUUGUUUAACUGUGGAGAUUGGAGCGGUAGAUCUGUAGCAGGUUCUGUACAGUGGCCAAAGUAUGGACAGUCAAAUAUAUUGUUGGUGUUUUCCGUGUUGCGUGUUGUUUUUAUACCUCUACUGAUGUUUUGUAAUGCUCAGCCAAGAACUAGCCCUAUGAUGUUUCACAGUGAUGUAUUCCCUGUUGUAUUUAUACUUUUACUUGGACUCACCAAUGGCUACUUCGGGACAUUAGCUAUGAUGUAUGGUCCAAGGCGUGUACCACCAGAAAAAGCAGAGAGCACUGGUGCUAUGAUGUCAACAUUUCUGACAACUGGUCUUGUAUCUGGAUCAUUGAUAGCCAUACUUCUAAUGAAAUCUCUGUGAUGAUGUACAAGAAGAUAUAUUUCAUUGUUAUGUAAAUGAUAUUGUUUUAUAUUUGCCAAAAUCCAUUCACUUGUCCCAAAAGCCAGUAAUAUAUUGUUUGCUCAUGCAUGCCAGACCUCCCAACAUUUUAGAAGCAGAUAAAGUCUUUGCUCUUAUUAAUAACACCAAAUUGUACAGACUUAAAAUGUUCUAGGGUGUUUCCUUUUUUACUUGUAGUAACUUUUGUACACUUCGAAUUUUCUUUGCUGAAUAUGUUUUUAUAUUUGUUUCACUUUGUUCAUUUGAUUUAUGUUGUCUCAAAGACUAUUAUUAAUGCAGAACUGUUGAAAAAUAUGUUUUAAGCAAUUAAUUAAUUGUUUGAAAGGAGAGUUACAUUCUGUAAAUAUAUGUGAUUAGCUGGUACUUCCUGUGUCCAAUUUGGUUUUCUGUAAUGAGCCAUUGUAAUACUGGUUCAUAUUUUAACAUGUAUACAGUAUACAUGAAACAACUACAUGGUGUCCUAUACCAGGGAGUACUACAGUUGUUUCCCUUGGGAUAUUUGUAAAAUAUACAAUGUACAUGUUGUUUAAUAUAAAGUAUAAUCGGUCAUUUAUUUGCACCAGUUUACACCAAUGAUAUUUUUAUAUUUUUACCUGCAAUAUGUGCAUGUCUGCAAGUUUUUUGGGCUGUCUUUGAUGCAAGUGUUUUCCAUAUGAUUUCACCUUUUUUGGACAUCAAACUCACAUGUAUGGAAGUUGUCAGUAAUUUUCAAACAUUUAACAAGUAGUACACAUGAACCGAUUUGAUAUAGUUAGAUGAACAGGAGUAUCAUUGCUGACAAGACUUUAUUACCUAAUUUAUUGAUUCUUGCUGAUACAAACACUUCUACAGAACUUGAUGUUAUCAGUUUUUCAUGUAUAAAACAU
Mercenaria mercenaria is the source of this 2407-nucleotide messenger RNA. RefSeq names its product equilibrative nucleoside transporter 3-like. Gene Ontology annotation, biological process: nucleoside transmembrane transport. The transcript has 13 exons. The coding region runs from base 183 to 1502 and encodes 439 amino acids. NCBI's taxonomy places the organism in Eukaryota, Metazoa, Mollusca, Bivalvia, Venerida, Veneridae. Gene Ontology annotation, molecular function: nucleoside transmembrane transporter activity. The record is from RefSeq and is a predicted model, not a curated record. Gene Ontology annotation, cellular component: plasma membrane.